GCAUUUACGUCUUUUAAAGAAGAGGGCAUUUUUGAAAUUACAUCUUCUUCUUUCCUUUUAGGGCUGGAAACCGCGAGAGCCUAAUCGGAGACCGGAUAAAGGCUUCGCCGGCGGUGGUUCUUCGGUGCUGGAGACGGAUUCAGCUGGUGGGUUGGGGUGUAACAAUUCUUAGAUAACGUUUUUCGAGGCUACUUAAUCGGAUUUCAGAGGCUGAAAAGCGACGAAUUGCUUAGUUCUUAAAGACAGCAUUCUCUGUGUUAUAGAACUGAGCUGUGUCCCCCUCCCCCUAACAGGAAAGAAGAAAAGCAUUAUCGAAUAUGGUAGGUGGUGUACGUAUCCAGCUCAAUAAAUGGCAGCAAGCAGCAGUUGCACUUGGUUCAGCAGUAGGUGCCUUGCUAGAUCCACGGCGAGCAGAUCUAAUAGCAGCUCUUGGGGAGACAACCGGAAAGCCUGCUUUUGAAAGGGUCCUUGAAAGGAUGAAAAGAAGUGCCGAAGGCAGAGCAGUGUUGAUUGAGCGACCACGUGUGUUAUCAUCAGAGGUUGGGCAUGCAUGGGACCUUCCAUCCAACACUUUUGGAGGUGCAUAUGCUAAUUUCAUGGGUUCUAGGAACUUUUCCCCAGAUGACCGGCCUCCUGUUAGAUUCAUGGAUACUGAGGAACUUGAGUAUGUUGCAAUGAGAGCUCGUGAGGUUCAUGACUUCUGGCACACCCUGUUUGGUCUUCCCACGAACUUGAUCGGCGAGUCAGCACUGAAGGUUAUUGAAUUUGAGCAAAUGCACCUUCCAAUGUGCAUGCUGUCUGUUUUGGGAGGCACAGCAAGAUUCAAUGAGAAACAGAGAAAAUUAUUCUUCCAGCAUUACUUCCCUUGGUCUAUUCGUGCUGGCAUGCAAUGCACAGAUCUCAUGUGCAUAUAUUAUGAGCGACAUUUCCAUGAGGAUUUGAAUGAUGUUCGGGCAAAAUGGGGAAUAAUUCCUGCACCUCCAUCUACCCAAGUUUAACAUUUUGCUUCACAAGAAAUCAUGGUGAUAAGAGCCUAGCAGGCAGCAGGCUCAUCUCCAUCCAUCUUGAUGGCUUCAUUCAUGGCCGUCGUCUGAAUAUUCUCCCGAUAAGGUAUGCAGCUAACAGCCAUGUUUAACUUUAGACUAUCCGACUUCAUAAAUUUGCUUAAAAAUUUAUUCUCUAGGUGUGCCUUAUUCCCUGUAUUGACCAUGUGAUCGUGAAUGAAAAAUAAGGAAGGAUAUAAUUUAUUUAGAGUUAA
This is a messenger RNA of Cucumis melo (muskmelon), 1258 nucleotides long. RefSeq names its product ubiquinone biosynthesis protein COQ4 homolog, mitochondrial. The transcript has 4 exons. The record is from RefSeq and is a predicted model, not a curated record. Gene Ontology annotation, cellular component: mitochondrial inner membrane. NCBI's taxonomy places the organism in Eukaryota, Viridiplantae, Streptophyta, Magnoliopsida, Cucurbitales, Cucurbitaceae. Bases 318 to 998 code for a protein of 226 amino acids. Gene Ontology annotation, biological process: ubiquinone biosynthetic process.